Messenger RNA from Entrophospora sp. SA101, 2322 nucleotides. The record is from the annotation of a GenBank genome assembly. Lineage: Eukaryota; Fungi; Glomeromycota; Glomeromycetes; Entrophosporales; Entrophosporaceae.
AUGAGUGACCUCACUGACCUCACUGACAACACUGACAAGGCCCCUCGUUAUGGCCUAAGAGCUCGAUUAACAACUCCAGAUUAUAAAGAUGGCUUGAGAAAAAGAAGACCUGAUAAUAAUAACAACAAUAGCAACAGUAAUACUUACACCACAAAUAACCAAAUAAUUCGUGGACAAGAUGCUGAAAAGAUUGUAAAUGAACUUACUACGGAUUUUGAAAGUAAAUUAGUAGAAUUAUAUAAUUUUCUUUUGGAUACAAAUGUAUCAUAUUUGGUUCUAAAAGAGCUUAAUUUUUUUGAAAAGUUAUUAUCAUGUCUUAAAAAUCCUAAAAAUCAAUCUAUAUUUACAAAAGUAUUUAUUAAACCUUUGAAUGAAGUUAAUAUGCGGAAAGCACCUUUCAAAAAAAUUGUUAUAACAUUAUUAUAUUUUAUGGAGAAGAAAAACUAUUAUGAUUGUAUUGAUUUGUCAGAGGACAUAGCUGAUGGUACUGAACCACCACCAUUCAUAUCACAACAAUCCUCAAACUCUCUUAGACCAGACCUUAAAACAAUAGUUACUGGAAAUAUUGGAUUAAAAUUAAAAUAUCAGGAAAACAAAAAACUUGAAAUUACUACAAAAUUAUUUACUAGAUUUAGAGAAUUGGCCAAUCGAAUAAAGCUUGAUGAUCAAAAUUGUCUAUGUGAUAUUGGAGCAAAUAUUCUAACAAGAAAUAAUGAUAUAAGAAACUCAAGAGACCUAUUUACAGUUAUUGAGCAGGAAAGAAUUGGAUUUGGCCAUGCUGAUGAAAAUGGUGAGUAUACUGAUGAAGAAUUUGAUCUUAUUGAACAUGUAGAAGAACUAUUCUAUAGUGAUAGAUAUGGGAUUGAACAUGAAAAUAAUAUAUUUUAUGAUGAAACAACAGAAUUUCACAAUCAUGAUGAUGAUGCCACAAGUACCAUUUCAUCAUCAUCAGAUGGUCAGCAUCAAAGCAAUGACUUUUUUUCUUAUAAAGAAACACAUUGGCAAUUUUAUAUUGGAGAUCAACGUAUUCCACUUGAUACAACAAUUUAUGCAGCAAUCCACUGGUAUAUGAUGACCAAUUCUAAGUGGAAUUUAAAUCAACAGUAUGAGAUUGAAUUAAAAUAUUCAAAUGAACCAUAUACUGUUGAUCCAAACCUACCACCUACACUUGACUGUAAGGUUAUUGAAAACAACAAGUCAACAUUGGAGCUUUUAAAACUAUUACACUGGCUGUAUGUUAAUAUGAUUGAAGGUGAAAAUUAUCAGAGCAAUUUGUUUAUUUUUAAAAACAUGGAUGAGGUUUUGAAUGAGAAAUUAAAAAAACCAAUAGCAAUUUUGACAGGAGUAUAUCCUCUUUGGGUGUAUUCUGUUUUUCAUGACUACCGAUUUUUAGUUUCUGGAAGAAAUCAAUUAAAGUUAUUUAAGGCACAGGUUUUUGGUAUACGUAUGUAUAAUGAACGAGAUCAAGAUAUAUCAGGAUUUUCUAAAUGGGAAUUUAAUAUUAUUAAAAGAUUGUUGCCAGUUUGGAAAGAUAAAGAGAUCCAAACACGUGAAAAGGUGUUUGAUUGGGCAUUGAAACAACUUGAAAAGACAGCCAGUCUUUCACACAAAAUUAAAAUUAAAUUCAAAGGAUUAGGAGGAGUAGGUCUUGGAGUUACUCGUGAUUUUUUUACAAUUUUAUCAGAAGAAUUUUUCAAGAAAAAUAAAAAAAUGUGGAUCAACAAUAGUUCAGUAGCAUAUGAAGAUUUAAAUGAAAAUGUAAAAUAUGAUUAUGGUAUUGAUGAAAUAGAAGGAUUAUAUGAGCCAUUGGUCAUGCAAUUAAAAAUGAUCAAUUCAACAGAUGAAUGGCCAGAUUUUUAUAUACCAUCACCACCAGCAUUUUGUGAGAUUAAUUUUGAGGAGGAAACAGAUAAAACAGCAGCAAAUUUUCAAAAUAUUUUCAUAGAAUAUUUUUUUAAUAAAGGUGUAAAUAGACAAAUAAAUUGGUAUAAAACAGGAUUUGAACAUUUAUUUCCAUUCAAAUAUCUUAAAUAUUUAACACCAACACCAGCUGAGUUUACAUAUUUCUUUUGUGGUAGAACAAAAGAAGAUUGGAAAUUAGAUACAUUAAAGAAAUACAUUCAAAAAAAAAAUCAAUCACCAAUAAGUGAUAGGGACUAUAUGAUGGUGUUAAGGAUUAUGAGUAAUCUGGACAUGAAAGAUCGUAAGCAACUAUUAAGAUUUGCAACAGGUAGCACAAGAUUCCCAAUUGGUGGAUGGGAGGUAUUAGGGCUUAAUCUUGAUGCAUUUCCAACUGAAGAAGAACAUUAUUAUCCAAAUUAA